Messenger RNA from Frieseomelitta varia, 1830 nucleotides. RefSeq names its product T-complex protein 1 subunit eta (gene CCT7). The transcript is spliced from 6 exons. NCBI's taxonomy places the organism in Eukaryota, Metazoa, Arthropoda, Insecta, Hymenoptera, Apidae. Gene Ontology annotation, biological process: protein folding. The record is from RefSeq and is a predicted model, not a curated record. The coding region runs from base 129 to 1757 and encodes 542 amino acids. Gene Ontology annotation, molecular function: ATP hydrolysis activity; ATP-dependent protein folding chaperone; ATP binding. Gene Ontology annotation, cellular component: chaperonin-containing T-complex.
CGAUACUUAACGCUUGUAUCCUAGCAGAAUCAUCUCGAAUACCAUUUGCAGGAGGUUAGCAAAGUAACUUCGUUCGAGUCCAGGGAGUAAAAAGAAAAAACCGAUAAGUCAUAACAUAGUUUGUAAAAAUGCAACCUCAAAUAAUUUUACUUAAAGAAGGCACAGAUGCCUCACAAGGAAAACAGCAAGUAAUAUCAAAUAUAAAUGCAUGUCAAAUAGUAGUAGAUGCUGUGAGGACUACUUUAGGUCCGCGAGGCAUGGACAAACUCAUUGUUGAUCAGAGUGGGAAGGCAACCAUCUCAAAUGAUGGUGCAACCAUUUUAAAACUUUUGGAAAUUGUUCAUCCUGCAGCAAAGACUUUAGUAGAUAUUGCAAAAUCUCAAGAUGCAGAGGUUGGUGAUGGUACUACAAGUGUAGUCUUAUUAGCUGGAGAAUUUUUAAAACAAAUGAAACCAUUUAUUGAAGAGGGAGUACAUCCACGUAUAAUGAUUAAAGCACUUCGUCUUGCACUUCAAGUAGCAAUUGAAAAAAUAAAUACAGUGAGUGUAAAGAUAGAUAAAUCUGACCAAACAAAAUUAGUAGAACUUUUAAAAGAAUGUGCAGCUACAUCUAUGAGUUCAAAGUUAAUUCAUCAGCAGAAGGAGUUUUUUAGUCAUAUGGUUGUAAAAGCUGUCAUGAUGCUUGAUGAAAUGUUACCUCUUAACAUGAUUGGAAUUAAAAAGGUUUCUGGUGGGGCAUUGGAAGACUCGGAAUUAAUUAAAGGUGUAGCUUUUAAAAAAACAUUUUCCUAUGCUGGAUUUGAAAUGCAACCUAAAAAAUAUGAAGACUGUAAGAUUGCUUUAUUGAAUAUAGAAUUAGAACUUAAAGCAGAAAGAGAUAACGCUGAAGUACGUGUGGACAAUGUUAUGGAAUAUCAGAAAAUAGUUGACGCUGAAUGGCAAAUUUUAUAUGACAAGCUUGAUAAAAUUCAUAAGAGUGGAGCACAAGUUGUAUUGUCAAAAUUGCCAAUCGGUGAUGUCGCUACACAGUAUUUCGCGGAUCGAGAUAUGUUUUGUGCUGGUAGAGUUCCUGAAGAAGACUUGAAACGAACGAUGAAAGCAUGUGGUGGGUGUAUUCUAACAACUGUACAUGACAUUAAAGAAUCAGAUCUUGGUAGAUGUGAAAUGUUUGAAGAAAGACAAAUUGGAGGAGAAAGAUUUAACUUUUUCUAUGAAGGAUUACGUGCUAAAACGUGCACUUUUAUACUCCGUGGAGGAGCAGAACAAUUUUUAGAAGAAACUGAAAGAUCUUUGCACGAUGCUAUUAUGGUUGUUAGACGUUUAUUUAAAACAAAUGCCUAUGUAGCUGGUGGUGGAGCUAUUGAAAUGGAACUCUCGAAAACAUUACGAGACUAUUCCCGUGUAAUAGCAGGAAAGGAACAACUUUUAAUUGGAGCAAUAGCUCGUGCGCUCGAGGUUAUUCCAAGACAAUUGUGCGAUAAUGCUGGUUUCGAUGCAACAAAUAUUUUAAAUAAAUUGCGACAGAAACAGCAUAAAGGCAUGCAUACUUAUGGUGUUGAUAUUAACACUGAAGAUAUUGGCGAUAAUAUGUUAGCUUAUGUCUGGGAACCUGCUAUUGUCAAAAUUAAUGCCCUAACAGCUGCAACUGAAGCAGCAUGUCUUAUUUUAUCUGUUGAUGAAACUAUAAAGAAUCCUAAAAGCAGUCAAGACAAUGGACCACAAGGUCCAAUGGGUCGUGGCAUGGGAAGACCAAUGUAAUAAUAAAUCGCUUUAUUGGCUUCAAAAAAACGUACUAAUAUAUUGCAAUCCGUUUAUAUUAUGACAAAUUAUU